Cuscuta campestris is the source of this 1233-nucleotide messenger RNA. The record is from the annotation of a GenBank genome assembly. Lineage: Eukaryota; Viridiplantae; Streptophyta; Magnoliopsida; Solanales; Convolvulaceae.
CGUAGCAUUUGAUUACCUGAGUUUUCGAGCUGCGAGUAAAAUCUUCCGCUCUGUUGCCCCUCCAAUCAGUUGGAGAAGAGCACUGUCAGAAGGAUUGGGAGCUUAUAAUUUCUCUUGCCCAUUGCUCAUGUUUGCCGACAGAGAUGAGGGUGUUUACAAAUUUGUAGAUCCCAAUAUAAACAGCAGCAGUUAUAAUUAUUACCUCAUGAGGAUCCCCGAUUCUCUUCAAAACCCGACAACCAUGUGUUAUUGACAUCUAGGCUGGUUGCUUUUGUUGGAACCUGUGCGCGCCGUCCAUCUCUACAACCCGUUUACCCGGGUUAUCAUCAGUUGCAACCGUAGGUACGGGGAUGGGGUUGAGGAGAGCACAUUUUUCUAUUCAAAGCCAUCUGCGAUUACUACUUCUAAUGGCGAUUGUCCAAUCAUUAGUGUUGGUUUCUUCAAGGAGAAGAAAAUUAUGGUUAAAGUGAUCAACCCUCGCCCUGGGGAUGAAAUUGUGAGGCAUUUUGAUGUGGAAAGCGAUAGAGUUUUCAAGGCACCUGCACCGACUAGCCCGGCUUUGUUCAAAGAUGCUUUCUAUUACUUAGAUCAGGAAGGGCGUCUUGGAAAGCUUAAAAUAGCAGAUUGGUCAGUGGGAGACAACUUGAGCUGGGAAGUUCUUGACAAACCCCAAUGCCCAGAUGGGCUUAUUGAUUCUUCAUACCACAACUACUUGGUGGAGUGCGGCGGGGAGCUGAUUUCGGUGUUUGUUGGGCGUUUGGGUAAAUGGGUUUCGGUUUACAGGCUGAAUGGUGACGAAGAGGCUUGGGAAACGGUCGCGGAUCUGGGCGGGUACGACUUGUACCUCAGCCCAUCUUCAUCAUUGUCUGUUUUGACAAAGACAAGAGGGAACAGAAUCUAUGGCCCUUGGCUUCGUGGUUCUGAAAUUGCGUUCUUCUCUCUGGACACAGGCAAAUGGCAUUUCUCAGGGAGCGGAGAUUCAUCGUGUGAUCUUUACGGUACGAGAAUGCACCUAAACUCCUCUUGGGUUAUGCCCACUUGGUAGUUUAUUUAUAUACACUUGCAUUCGUACUAGCUGUGGCCUGUGGGGGCUUUCGUUGGACACUUUUUUUUUUAUUGAAUUUAUUUAAUUGACAGCAACAUUAAUAAUCAAUCUGUUGGAUCAAUUUGAGUUAGUGUGCUUAUUUAUAUAAGAGAAAUUUACAGAAAUAAGAGUAAAAGAUGGUGUAUUUC